This is a messenger RNA of Emiliania huxleyi CCMP1516, 1966 nucleotides long. RefSeq lists its product as hypothetical. Gene Ontology annotation, molecular function: ATP binding; ABC-type transporter activity; ATP hydrolysis activity. The transcript has 2 exons. Lineage: Eukaryota; Haptophyta; Isochrysidales; Noelaerhabdaceae. Bases 110 to 1966 code for a protein of 618 amino acids. The record is from RefSeq and is a predicted model, not a curated record. Gene Ontology annotation, cellular component: membrane.
CCUCGCCCUCGCCGCCUCACCGCGCACGGAGCGCACGGCUGCUCGCCGCCGCCGCUGCGCGUCCCGCGCCACCGUACCCGACUCGCCUCUCAGCCUGUGUUGAGCUUACAUGACCGAGCGCGUCACCAUCGACCUCGGCGAGGAGGCGCUGUCGUGGAGCGGCCUCCGGCUGAGCGUGCGCGUGGCGCAGACGCACAGGCGAAACUGGCGUCGCCGCGCGAGCGCUCGUACGUCCAACGCGGGGGAGCGCAAGGUUAUACUCGACGACGUGAGCGGCUGCGUUGCGCCCUCCGAGAUGAUCGCAUUGAUGGGCCCGAGCGGCUCUGGCAAGACGUCGUUGCUCUCUCUCCUCGCGGGCCGCGCUCCCAAGGGCGCCAAACUGGAGGCGGGGGAGGUGACGCUCGGCGGCGCCGCGCCGACCAAGGCCUUCUUCCGCCGUUGCGGCUUCGUCUUCCAGGACGACCUCCUCCUCGCCGCGCUGACGGUACGCGAGACGAUCGAGUUUGCCGCCCGGUUGCGGCUGCCGCAGUCGCUCGGCGACGAGGAGCGCGACCGGCGGGUGCAGACGACCCUGCAGCAGCUCGGCCUGGAGCACUGCGCGCACACCGCCAUCGGCAGCGAGAAGAAGCGCGGCGUCAGCGGCGGGGAGAGGAAGCGCACCGCCGUCGGCGCAGAGCUCGUGGCUCGGCCGCCGCUGCUCUUCCUCGACGAGCCGACGUCCGGCCUCGACGCCGCCACCGCGCUCUCGCUCACGAGCUGCCUCCAGUCCGUGGCCCGCACCAACCGGAUGAUCCUGGUGCUGUCGGUCCACCAGCCGCGCUCCAACAUCUUCUCCCUCUUUGACCAGCUCCUCCUCCUCUCCGGCGGCCGCGUCGCCUACAACGGAGCGGCGGCCGACGCCGUCGCCUACAUGCAGGGCGCGCUCGGAGAGGCGCUGCCAAGUCUCACCAAUCCGGCCGAUUGGCUCAUCGAUCUCGUCGACGAGCGGCCCGCGCAGCUGCUCGACUGCUGGGCGCGGGAGGGGCGCGGCGACGGCGGCGCGGGCGCGGACGGCGGCGCGGUGGAGGAGGCGAGCUCGCGGCGCGCCAAGCUGCCGUCGGCGGCGCGGCUGGCCGGGUCGCAUUUUGCCACGAGCAGCUGGUGGCAGUUUUGCGUGCUGCUCGAGCGGAGCGCGAAGCAGCAGCGCGGCGACGUCUACAACCUGACCAACAUCUUUCAGAUCCUCGCCGUCGCCGUCAUCGCCGCCAUCCUGUGGAGCGGCGCCACGACGGUGAGCGACAUCAAGGGCGUCCUCUUCUUCGUCAACAUCCAGCAGGCCUUCAACGCGCAGAACACGGUGCUGCGCCUGUUCCCGCUGGAGAGGCAGCUCAUGCUGCGCGAGCGGCGUUGCGGCACGUACCGCAUGCUGCCCUACUUCCUGGCGCGCUCCGCCGCCGACUCGUUCGCCAUUCUCGUCCUGCCCGUGCUCUACGCCAUCAUCAUCUACUUCUCCGUCGGGCUGCGCCCCGGCGCGGGCCCGUUCUUCACCUACCUCGCCCUCUCGCUGAGCACCGUCUUCACGGGCCAGUCGAUCGGCCUCUUCAUCUCUCUGCUCAUCCCGGACCUCGCCCUCUCCUCGUGCGUGUCCUUCAUCUUCGUGCUGAUGGUGAUGCUAUUCGGAGGCUUCUACGUCGGCGUCGACCGCAUCCCGGGGUGGAUCUCGUGGAUGCGGUACGCGUCCUUCAUGUUUUGGGGCUACAGCGGCAUGGUGAUCAACGAGUUUGGCGGCCGCGAGGUCGACUGCGACCAGGCUGGCGUCGGCGAGUUUGGCGACGCGUGCCCCUUCUCGGGCGACGAGGUGAUCCGCGCGCUCGGCUACGACGGGCUCUCCGUCGGCCUCUGCGGAGCCAUGCUGAUCACCAUCGCCCUCGCUCUGCGCGUGGCGGCCUACCUCUGCCUCCGACUCAACAUCACGCUGGGCGUCUGA